CCUCCCCCCAACUCUCGCCUUCUCCCCUCCCCCCUGCUAUUUAUUUAUUGGGGGAGGGGGGGUGUUGCCGUUGAUUGAAAGAGUAUUGAUUUGUAUGUAUUUCUCCCAGCGCUGGUGGCCGCCGCCGCCCCUGCCACCGCCACUGCUGCUGUUGCUGCCGCCACCGCCGAUACCGCUGCUGCCGCCGCUGCUGCCACCGCCACUUCAGUUGCUACAGUAUUUCCCAUAGUGUUGUUCAGCUCCACCAAACAUGUCGGCUCCUGUCGGGCCCCGGGGCGGCCCUGCUCCUCCUCCUCCUCAGCCGCCUAUGCAGCCCGAGAUGCCCGACCUCAGCCACCUCACCGAGGAAGAGAGGAAAAUUAUUCUAGCAGUCAUGGACAGGCAGAAGAAAGAAGAGGAAAAGGAGCAAUCGGUGCUCAAGGCCAAAGAAGAACCCAAACCCCAGGCGACGCAGUGGUUUCCCUUUAGUGGGAUCACUGAGCUGGUAAAUAACGUUCUUCAACCACAACACAAACAACAAAAUGAAAAGGAGCCCCAGACGAAAUUGCACCAGCAGUUUGAAAUGUACAAGGAGCAGGUCAAGAAAAUGGGGGAAGAAUCCCAGCAGCAGCAAGAGCAGAAGGGUGAUGCUCCCACUUGUGGCAUCUGCCAUAAAACAAAGUUUGCCGAUGGAUGUGGCCAUAACUGUUCAUAUUGCCAAACAAAAUUCUGUGCGCGCUGUGGAGGGCGAGUGUCUUUGCGCUCAAACAAGGAGGACAAAGUGGUUAUGUGGGUAUGUAACUUGUGCCGAAAACAGCAAGAAAUCCUCACCAAAUCAGGAGCUUGGUUCUAUAACAGUGGCUCUAACACACCCCAGCACCCUGACCAACAGGCUCUCCGAGGGAUGCGGAAUGAAGAGGCUCCUCAGGAGAAGAAAGCGAAGCUACAUGAACAGGCUCAGUACCAGGGAACCCAAGGGGACCUGCCUGCCCCCUCUAUAGACAAAAGCCGACCUCAUGGGCUUACGAGGCAGGACUCAAUUAAAAAUGGGUCAGGAAUGAAGCAUCCCAUUACAAGUGACACCACUUCAGACAGGAAAAGGAGCCCAUCAAUAUCCAGAGAACAGAAUAUAAGAUACGAUCAACAGGAAGAGAGAGACGAAUAUUCCCAGUAUGCUACAUCAGACAGUGCAAUGCCUAGAUCUCCUUCAGAUUAUGCUGAAAGGAGAUCUCAUCAUGGACCUCAAUUAUUUGAAGAACCUGACCAUGUAGAUUAUAGGGACUCCAACAGGAGAAGUCGUAGACGUUCCAAAGAGUAUAUAGAUGAUGAGGAUGUGGAGAAUAGGGAUGAAUAUGAAAGGCAAAGGAGGGAAGAGGAAUACCAAGCACGUUACCGAAGUGACCCUAAUUUGGCUCGUUACCCAGUAAAGCCACAGCCUUAUGAAGAACAAAUGCGUAUCCAUGCUGAGGUGUCCCGAGCACGACACGAGCGAAGGCAUAGUGAUGUUUCACUGGCCAAUACGGAACUUGAAGAUUCUAGGAUUCCUGUGCUAAGAAUGGAACGGCCAUCAAGGCAAAGAUCCACAUCAGAGCGCAGGGCAGCCAUGGAAAACCAGCGCUCUUAUUCAAUGGAAAGAACUCGAGAGACUCAGGGACCCAGUCCUAAUCGUCAGAGGACCUCAAAUCAUAGUCCUCCUACCCCUCGGAGGAGUCCAAUCCCUAUUGAUAGACCUGAUAUGAGGCGUACUGACUCAUUAAGGAAACCACACCACUUAGAUCCCAGUUCUGCUGUCCGGAAAACAAAACGUGAAAAAAUGGAAACCAUGUUAAGGAAUGAUUCCCUCAGCUCAGAUCAGUCUGAGUCAGUAAGACCUCCACCACCAAAGCCUCAUAAAACAAAGAAAGGUGGUAAAAUGCGGCAGGUUUCCUUGAGUAGCUCAGAAGAGGAGUUGGCUUCUACACCAGAAUACACAAGCUGUGAUGAUGUUGAGAUUGAGAGUGAGAGUGUAAGUGAAAAAGGGGACAGUCAAAAGGGAAAAAGAAAAACUAGUGAGCAGGCAGUUUUGUCGGACUCUAACACCAGGUCUGAGAGACAAAAGAAAAUGGUGUCCUUUGGUGGCCACUCUUUGGAAGAGGACUUGGAAUGGUCUGAGCCUCAGAUUAAGGACUCUGGGGUAGAUACGUGUAGUAGCACGACUCUAAACGAGGAGCAUAGCCAUAGCGAUAAGCACCCUGUAACUUGGCAGCCAUCCAAGGAUGGAGACCGUUUGAUUGGUUGUAUUUUAUUAAACAAGCGCCUGAAAGAUGGAAGUGUCCCCAGAGAUUCAGGAGCAAUGCUUGGACUGAAGGUUGUAGGAGGAAAGAUGACUGAAUCAGGUCGACUCUGUGCAUUUAUCACCAAAGUUAAAAAAGGAAGUUUAGCUGAUACUGUGGGGCAUCUUAGACCAGGUGAUGAAGUGUUAGAAUGGAACGGAAGGCUACUACAGGGAGCUACAUUUGAGGAAGUUUACAACAUCAUUCUAGAAUCUAAACCAGAGCCACAAGUGGAACUUGUGGUUUCAAGGCCUAUUGGAGACAUCCCCAGAAUCCCUGAUAGUACACAUGCACAACUGGAGUCUAGCUCUAGCUCAUUUGAAUCUCAAAAAAUGGAUCGCCCUUCCAUUUCUGUUACUUCUCCCAUGAGUCCUGGAAUGUUGAGGGAUGUUCCACAAUUCUUGUCUGGACAACUUUCAAGCCAAAGCCUUAGUAGAAGAACAACGCCUUUUGUUCCUAGGGUUCAGAUAAAACUAUGGUAUGACAAAGUUGGUCAUCAAUUGAUAGUUACAAUUUUGGGAGCAAAAGAUCUCCCUUCCAGGGAAGAUGGGAGACCACGGAAUCCUUAUGUUAAAAUUUACUUUCUUCCAGACAGAAGUGAUAAAAAUAAAAGAAGAACCAAAACAGUAAAGAAAACAUUGGAACCUAAGUGGAAUCAAACAUUCAUUUACUCUCCAGUUCAUCGAAGGGAAUUUCGAGAACGGAUGUUGGAGAUUACCCUUUGGGAUCAAGCUCGAGUUCGAGAGGAAGAAAGUGAAUUUUUAGGAGAGAUUCUAAUUGAAUUAGAGACAGCAUUAUUAGAUGAUGAGCCUCAUUGGUAUAAACUUCAGACACAUGAUGUCUCUUCAUUGCCACUUCCUCACCCGUCUCCAUAUUUGCCACGACGACAGCCACAUGGGGAGAGCCCAACUCGAAGGUUGCAAAAUAAAGGCUUUUAUUCAUAUAAUUCAGGGUCUAAGCGAAUAAGUGACAGUGAAGUCUCUGACUAUGACUGUGAUGAUGGAAUCGGUGUAGUGUCAGAUUAUCGACACAAUGGAAGAGACCUUCAGAGUUCAACAUUGUCAGUGCCAGAACAAGUGAUGUCAUCAAAUCAUUGUUCACAGUCUGUGUCCCCUCACCGAGUAGAUAGCAUAGGAAGAACUAGGUCAUGGUCACCCAGUGUCCCUCCUCCACAAAGUCGAACUGUGGAACAGGGACUUCGAGGGACACGGCCUUCUAGUGGACAUUAUAAUACUAUCAGCCGAAUGGACAGGCAUCGUGUCCUGGAUGACCAUUAUUCUCCAGAGAGAGAUAGUCAUUAUCUCACUCUACCUCGCUCCAGAUACAUUGAUCAUCAUCACAGGGACGUCAGGAGGAAUAGGCAGGAGAGAAGAGAGACUAAUACAUAUUUUGAUGACAUUCUCCACAGUCCUGAAAGGAAUUGUGAAGCAGCAGAUAGACAGCCAUAUCACAGAUCCAGAUCAACAGAACAACGGCCUGUCCUAGAGCGGACCACCUCCCGCUCCAGAUCCACUGAACGUCCUGAUACAAACCUCAUGAGGUCGAUGCCUUCAUUAAUGACCGGAAGAUCUGCCCCUCCUUCACCUGCCUUAUCGAGGUCUCAUCCUCAUACUGGCUCUGUCCAAACAAGCCCAUCAAGUACUCCAGUGGCAGGACGCAGGGGACGACAGCUCCCACAGCUCCCGCCAAAGGGGACUUUGGAAAGAAACAAUGGAGACAAGGAGAUAGAACCUUAUGAAGAAGUUACAUGGGAAGACCAGCAGAAAAAGGUGAAUGGUGCAAUAACUGAUGACAAACCAUUGCCGAAAAAGAAACACCAAACUGAGCCAGAAGUGGAGUCAACAAGGAGAAGAUACUCAGGUUCUAUGGAUAUAGAGGAGAGAAACCGCCAAAUGAAAAUUAAUAAAUACAAACAGGUAGCAGGAUCAGACUCCAGACUGGAACAAGAUUACCAUUCCAAGUAUCGGUCAGGGCGGGAUCUUCAUCGAGGUGCAGACAAUGUUUCCACUAAAUCUUCAGACAGUGAUGUAAGUGAUGUGUCAGCUGUAUCAAGAACUAGCAGUGCAUCUCGUUUCAGCAGCACAAGUUAUAUGUCUGUUCAGUCAGAACGACCAAGAGGAAAUAAGAAAAUCAGAUCAAAAGGAAUAGAGGAGGGUGGGCAAGAAGGGGAUAUGCACGAGGAGAUAGUUCGUGAGGAAAAGAAACAGGAAGAAAUAAAGGAAGAAGGAAUUAAUGAAAAAGAACAAGGGAAAGAGCUAACAAAAAAUUCUAAUAAUGAAAAAGACAGAGAAUCAGGAGAUGAGGAAAAAAUACAAGAUAAAACUCAGGAAAGGAAACAAACAGAACAGUGGAAUUCAAAAGAUUUACAAAGACGAUUCUCCCAAGAUGAUGACAGUGUCUUUACAUCCAAAAUGCAAAGCAGACAGAUGGGCAUCUCAGGAAAGAAUAUGACUAAAAGCACCAGCAUCAGUGGGGACAUGUGCACAAUAGAGAAGAAUGAUGGCAGCCAAUCUGAUACCGCAGUGGGCACCAUGGGCACCGGUGGCAAAAAGCGGCGCUCCAGCAUUGGGGCAAAAAUGGUAGCUAUUGUGGGUCUCUCACGAAAAAGCCGCAGUACAUCCCAGCUCAGCCAAACUGAAGCUGGAGGCAAAAAACUGAGGAGUACUGUCCAGAGGAGUACAGAAACUGGCCUGGCAGUAGAAAUGAGAAACUGGAUGACUCGACAGGCAAGCCGUGAAUCUACAGAUGGAAGCAUGAACAGCUAUAGUUCUGAAGGAAAUUUGAUUUUCCCUGGUGUCCGAUUGGCCUCAGAUAGCCAGUUCAGUGAUUUUCUGGAUGGCCUUGGUCCAGCUCAGUUAGUUGGGCGUCAGACAUUGGCCACACCAGCGAUGGGUGACAUUCAGGUUGGAAUGAUGGACAAAAAAGGACAAUUAGAGGUAGAAAUAAUUCGGGCCCGUGGCCUCGUUGUAAAACCAGGUUCAAAGACACUGCCAGCACCAUAUGUAAAGGUAUAUCUCUUAGAUAAUGGAGUCUGCAUAGCCAAAAAGAAAACAAAAGUGGCAAGAAAAACACUGGAACCUCUUUACCAACAGCUGUUGUCAUUUGAUGAAAGCCCACAGGGAAAAGUUUUACAGAUCAUUGUUUGGGGAGAUUAUGGACGAAUGGAUCAUAAAUCCUUUAUGGGAGUGGCCCAGAUACUUUUAGAUGAACUGGAGUUGUCUAAUAUGGUGAUUGGAUGGUUCAAACUGUUCCCCCCUUCUUCCCUAGUAGAUCCGACUUUGGCCCCUCUGACUAGAAGAGCUUCCCAAUCAUCUUUGGAAAGUUCAACGGGACCUUCUUAUGCUCGUUCAUAGCAUCUGUAAAACUGUCAUAGCAACCAGCGUUACAAAAAAAAAAAAUGACAGGUCGCAAACCCUGGUAACACUGCAUGCUUACUGUUGUGUCUUCUGAGCCUGUUUCUAGGGAUACAAAGCGAUCCUGUGUUCUCAGAGGAAGCUGCACACAUUGUGCCCUAAAGAAGGCCCUCAGGUGAAGGAGUGGAGCUAUGAAGAACUAAUGGGUUUGGAGUUCAAUGACACUCAUUUUUUGGUCUAAUCUGAAGCCAUGGAUUAAUAUAAAUCUGUCUCAUGCAACAAACGUCCUUUUCAAUUACAUCUUUAUUUUCUGCUCCUUUAAAAAACAAAUUUCUGUUCUCCCUAACAUGUUCCUUACCUCCCUCUCCCCCUCAAAAAAAAGCCUAGUUAUGUCACAGAAAGGGAGCUAUGUGACCAUGAAGCCAUUACAAGUUAGUGGGGUAGUAUGAAACAUGAGGUGACAAGCCAGAGACCAAAGGAAUGGUCAGAAAAAAAAAAUUAAACCUCCUAUGGAACUGAGGAUAAAGUGAAGAAGCCCAGCACAUGCUGGCAGCGUCCAAGAUGAGCAGUGGCAGACCUCUAGCUCCACCUGUCAUUUCAGUGAAAGCCAAGAUGUGAUAGACUCUGAAAAACAAGUUCUGUGGCUAUACUGUACUGUAUGAAAUUAAGAAACUUUUUUGCAUGGACACAGUUUAGCUGAAUACUUAAAUUAUUUUCUCGGGGCUGCAACUUGCAAAAAAAAAAGAAUAAAAUCAGCCAUUUUCAACAAUUUAUAUUAUUUUUUUAAAAAAAUUUCACUAGUGCAUGGUUUUAAAAGGGAGAGAAUGCAACAAGGUGAUACAAAGACACACCACGUUUAUCAUUCCUUAAUCAUGGUCUGUGUUUUGCAGACAUCAAAAAUGACAAUACUUUCUAGAAAAAUACUGAAAAUUCUUUAUGUGACAAGUGUAAUGUAUUCAAUUUAUUUAAAUGUAAAAGGUUGCAAAGUUCAACAUUAUGAGCAAAUUGUACACAUCUUUCCUCCUCUUCUCUAUCUCACCUUCUUCUGCCUCAUAUGAUUUCCUCCACCCACCCACCCACUCCCCACUUACCAGGAUGAUCACUAUACUCUAAAACUGCUAUUUUUUGACUUAAUAUUCUCAUAUGCCCCAUCUUUGGUUUAGGAUUGCAGAUCGUUCUGCAUUUCUGAAUUCUUUGAGAAAAAGAGUACUUUUAAGAGCUUUCAUUAUUUCCAGCAUGUUGAAAAGGAUUUUGCAACAUGGCUUGGGAGUACAUUAAAGUAAGUCAGCAUGUAUUUGAUAAAGAAGAUAUUUGAACUUUUUGCAGUUUAUUGUACAGUGCAUGGUAACUUAUUUUUAUUUUUUCUCACCUUCAAAUUGAAUUCUACAACAAAAUCCUGGAGUCAUGUGGCCAUUGUGUUAUGACUUUAAUAAAUCUGUUUUCAGCACUAGUGUCUUUCA
This is a messenger RNA of Phascolarctos cinereus (koala), 7104 nucleotides long. RefSeq names its product regulating synaptic membrane exocytosis 2 (gene RIMS2). The record is from RefSeq and is a predicted model, not a curated record. Lineage: Eukaryota; Metazoa; Chordata; Mammalia; Diprotodontia; Phascolarctidae. Gene Ontology annotation, biological process: regulation of synaptic plasticity; calcium ion-regulated exocytosis of neurotransmitter; regulation of synaptic vesicle exocytosis. Gene Ontology annotation, molecular function: transmembrane transporter binding; small GTPase binding. Gene Ontology annotation, cellular component: cytoskeleton of presynaptic active zone; presynaptic membrane.